AUGGAAAAUAACGAGGUCGGUUCGAAGAAUCACAGUGAUUUCAGUAUUGACCACAUAUUGAAUAGGGCGGGCAGUUCCAGCAGAUACACUAACGAUGAAAGUGAAAAUAAAUUUAAAAUUGAAGAAAAUUUUACAUGGUUACAGUGCACUAGGUUUUGUCCACCGAAAAUACCAAGAGUGCCGAAGAGUCGAGAAAUGCCCCAAAAACGGCAACUGGGCAGGUACCCGAGAAUACCGUUCACCAACGAGCAGCUGGCCGUUCUGGAGAGGAAAUUCGAGGAGAGUGCUUAUUUGAGCAGUGAAGAGGCCCUGAGCAUAUCGAGGAGGCUCCAACUAUCGGACGCCAAAGUGAAAAUUUGGUUCCAAAAUCGAAGGGCGCGGAAGCGGCGCGAGGAAACCGGCCAAUCUAACAAAAAGGAAGAGAAAACGCAUCAAUCCGAACGAAUUGAAGGUUCCGGUUCCAGAAACUCGAAUGCUGUGGUGCCUUUUUUGUACGUUAAUCCGCACGGUUUAAUCGAAUUCGGUUCUAGUUGA
Phyllotreta striolata is the source of this 534-nucleotide messenger RNA. NCBI's taxonomy places the organism in Eukaryota, Metazoa, Arthropoda, Insecta, Coleoptera, Chrysomelidae. The record is from the annotation of a GenBank genome assembly.